Molecule: messenger RNA, 1385 nt
Organism: Cladocopium goreaui
Lineage: Eukaryota; Dinophyceae; Suessiales; Symbiodiniaceae
Source: the annotation of a GenBank genome assembly
GUGCUGACUAUUUGAAGAGCCUGGAACCAGAGGUGCAGGGGACCAUUACAUGUGAAAGCUCAGGUCCAACAUGCAGUUGGAUCUUUCGAAACGCGCAGAUCUUGGAUACCUCAAACAUGGCGGCGGUGCAUCAAUUUUGCUGGGCAGGAUUAAAUCGUGCUGGUGUUUAUGCAGAGAUGAUGCACACCCCUGCCUUUGACCGAAGACUUGCUCAUCUCUCAUGUUUCCCAGGAAUGGCAUUCUUGCUCUCCAUGUGUGCAAUUGCAGAAUCCUCAAGUUCAUGUGAAUCCACUGGAUCAGCCCCAAAAACCUCCAUGCAUUCAAUGCAUUCCGAAGAUCCUGCAUUAAGUUUCUUUAUGGUGGCCUUCAAGGCUUUGGCAAUGGUGAGCCAUUGUAUUGACGCAAGUGAUUGGCCCCUGACGGUGGCGGAGUUCUCCGCAAACUUUCAACUCUUUGUAGAGCACGGGCACAGCUGCGGAUUUCAGUGGAUGCAGCCACGACGUGGAUUGCCUUAUGUCAGUGGAGUUUCUGGACAGACUCUGCAUGAUGAGGUGCCAUCACAUCGAGGCAUUCAGAACCACGCGGAAGUGCAUAUGCGCAUCAAUUGGGCCAUGGGAGCCUGGGAUAACCGAAUGUAUUGGGAGGAGAAGAUGAGAAGAAAACCGGAGCAGCUUCUCAACAUGAAGCACAAAGAUCCGCAAGAGUUAUGUAGCCUCAUGACCAUGACGACUGGUCCUGAGCUUCGGGUCCUGAUUUUGGGCACUGGACCGGUAGCAGCCCAACCCCACUUUCAAUGCCCCCACGGUGGCAGCAUCUCAACGACCUCCUGCGACGCCUUUAGCCGCUUGUACCGGGAACUGGCAAAAGAGAGUCAAUUUCGACCGCCUUAUGGAUUUCCAGAGUAUUGUGAUGUCGAAGAGCUUUGGCAAUUUUUUCCAAAAAACUAUUUCCACGUGGUCUUUGUCAGCAAUGCAUUGGACCACACUGUUCAUCCCAUACGUGGCCUAAAGUUGCUGCUAUGGGUACUUCAUCCAGAUGGAAAGCUGCUGCUUCGUCAUUUCAGGAAUGUACAUCCAGAACGAUGGAUGUCGUUGUCUGAUGGGCAGCAUCAGUGGGGCUUCGAUGUAGACCUGGGCCCGAGUGGAUCCUUGACCACUUUGAUUUGCACUGCAUUGCACUGCAUUGCACUGCAUUGCACUGCAUUGCACUGCAUUGCACUGCUGCAAAUGAAUGUAAAUGACAUGUUUCUUAAAAUCUCGGCCUGUUUGACUAUACAAUUCCACACAAUUCCUGACUGCCGUGACUCUUCAAUUUCAAUCUCUGGGUCUGGGAGUGGUGCGCUGGUUUUCGCCGAGCCCAAAAACCGGAACUCUGCCGAACGCUGA